Messenger RNA from Strongylocentrotus purpuratus (purple sea urchin), 3342 nucleotides. Its product is annotated as TBC1 domain family member 16. The transcript is spliced from 9 exons. The record is from RefSeq and is a predicted model, not a curated record. Gene Ontology annotation, biological process: activation of GTPase activity. Gene Ontology annotation, molecular function: GTPase activator activity. Gene Ontology annotation, cellular component: early endosome. Lineage: Eukaryota; Metazoa; Echinodermata; Echinoidea; Camarodonta; Strongylocentrotidae. Bases 178 to 2616 code for a protein of 812 amino acids.
CGCUGCGCAUAAAAGCGGAACAAUUUUGCUAGAUCAUUCAAACGGCUGGGUAUGCGUCUGUUGUGAAAUUUUGCGGAAAUAGGUUGUGAAGUUUGGAAGUCAUCCCUGUACCAUUUGAGUAUUUCAUGCAUACACCUUGAUGAGUUGUUGAGUUUGGGAGACUGACUGCCUGCCGCCAUGGCCUACCUCGUGAAGAGGUUCAGUGACUUCCUGGGUAUAUCUGACCCUGAAUAUGUCAGAGCGCCGCCCCUCGAUGGAGAGAUCAUCUUCUGCAAGAACAAUGUGUGCGUGCAUCCGCCCUCCAUGCUCUCAACCACCGUGGAGCACCAUCCGGGAUACUUGACGAUCCGCGCCCAGAGGGUUUCCGAGCGGCAGACGUCCCUCGUGCUCACAUGGAUCCCAAACAAAUCCUUGAAUCAGAGAAAACGCUCCAGCUGCAGCACCAGCAGUCCCGUCAGAGUGACCUAUGUGGACAUCCGCAAGCAGAUUGCGAUGAUUAAUGAAGCACACCUGGACAAUGUCAGUGGUGAUAGUCUGAGUAUUUUGUCCAAGGAGGAAGAGGCAGGGAUGGAGAAUACCGGUUCAGAGAAGUUAAAGGAGUCUGGCCGUAACGGAAGUCCUCAAGGGUCGAUUCAGAGCUUUCAGGACUCUGGUAUUGGGGAAGGGGAACGCCCGAAAGUGGGCAGAGACGGUGGUGUUAAUGGUGCAACAGGGAGUGACUCGUGCAGUAGAAAUGAGAUAGAUAAUAAGACAGUUGAAGGAGACCACAAGGUGGAAGAGUCUUCUGAAAGUGAUGAGAUUUCAUCAGAUCAGAGGCUCGCUGCUAUGCUAAACAGUCCAGGGGGUAACCACAGCCCUGUGGGACGGCCCGUUAACUUGGAGCUACAGACAAAGAUGAAGGUUUACCCACCUAAGGAUGAUGAAGACAAGGACAGUGUCAGCAGUUCUGAUUCAGAUGACUCUGAGACCUUUAACAACAUCCUGGAACGCCUCUCAAACGAUGUCCUUCCGAGGCAGAUGUCCCGCCGGUCUAGCUCUACAACUCCCACCACCUCCAACCAGGACCCGUUCUCCUUGCCUUCCACCCCUAGCCCUGAAGAGAGCUUUGAUCCCUUCGUCCCUCUCUACAGCCUCCACAGCAGUUCCACCUGCAGCCCUGAGUUCCACCCGUCUCCCAUCGCCACCCACAACAUGACCUUCCCUGAGAACUCUGUAUGCUACCGAGGCAAGGUCAUCUGUCCUGGUUCCCCUGCCAGCGCUCCAGCCAGGGACCAAGUCUGUGGGGUCUUCUCGGUGGACCUGUGCCAGAUGAGGUCCUUGAGGAUCUUCUUUGCGGAUGAAGAAUGCACGAGCGGUCAGAUGGUCAUCGCUAGUCGGGAGAGUCAGUACAAGAUACUGCACUUCCACCAUGGUGGUCUGGAUAAGAUGACAGAAGUCUUUGAUCAUUGGAAGAACUGCAUCAAACUUCACAAUCAGUCCCUAGACAACGAUGAUGGUACCGGCCAUUACCUGCGGAAGUUCAACAUCAUCCAAUCGAGUAUGAAGCCAGAGGAUUGUCAUCCAGAGGAAGGACUCUUUAGUGAGCUCAGUGAGGAACUCUGGUGGAACUACAUCAACGAUAAGGGCCAGAUUGAGGACAUCUUCAGAUUACGAAAGGUCGUGUUCUUCGGUGGGGUCGACGAGUAUCUACGGAGAGAUGUCUGGCCGUUCCUCCUGGGAUUCUUUGCUUUUGAUUCGACGACGGAGGAGAGAAACGCCCUCAGGGGUCAGAAGAGACUGGAAUACGAGGAUAUUCAAAAGGAGAGGCUUGAGAUGACAGAAGAGCAAAACAAGUUGUUUUAUCGCAAUGUUCAGAGCAUAGUGGACAAGGAUGUAGUGAGAACUGACCGUACUCACCCGUACUUCAAAGGAGAGAACAACCCUAAUGUAGACAUCAUGAGGAACAUCUUGGUGAACUUUGCGACCUACCAGCCCUCAACAGGGUACAGCCAGGGUAUGUCUGAUCUACUAGCCCCUAUCUUGGCUGAGCUUCAGGAUGAGUCAGAUGCUUUCUGGUGCUUUGACAGCCUCAUGAAGAACGUCAUCUUUGUCAGCUCCCCCAAGGAUGAAGACAUGGAGAUGCAACUGACCUAUCUUUUGGAGCUGAUCAAGUUGAUGUUGCCUGAGUUCUGGGACCAUCUCAUUCAGAUUGAUGAUGCCAUGGAACUCCUCUUCUGCCACAGAUGGAUCUUGCUCUGCUUCAAGCGUGAGUUCUCUGAGCCUGAGGCGCUGAGGAUGUGGGAGUCCUGCUGGGCUCACUACCAGACCGAUUACUUCCAUCUCUUCAUCUGUCUUGCUAUCAUCGCUAUCUAUGGAGACGACGUCGUCCAGCAGACGCUCCCGGCAGACGACAUGCUCCUUCACUUCAGCAACCUCGCCAUGCAGAUGAAUGGGGAUAUUGUACUCAAGAAGGCGAGAAGUCUGCUCCACAAGUUCCGGACCCUAGUGCGCCUCCCCUGCACUUUGGACAAGCUUUGCCGGACGUGUGAGCCCGGCAUGUGGGACAGCGGACACUCUCCGGUGGUCGAGUGCGUUGGCAUCCACGAGGCUGGAUACAGCUGCCCGCACAUCAGGUGAAAAAAAUUAGCAUUUGUCAAAUCAUACAAAGAUUAUUUGAAACUCUUUAUUGACCCAGGACUGCCGCUUUGCUUGGAGUGUGCUAUACCUGUACACUGUAUGUGUGCCAACAGUUGACUGUGGCAAUCCACUGGCUGUUCCAUUUGUCAAAGAGAGCAGGUAAAGCGUUAAAGGGUUAUUUCAGAUUUGAUCCAUUCCACUGAACCAUUUCCCUUUUUCUCUUUUUAGACAGCUUUUAUGCCCUUGUCCAUCCUUUCAUUCAUGGUACAUGUAGAUACAAAACUGACUGCCUUAUUAGAAGACUCGUAAAGAGAUGUUUCUUUCUGUCCUUUUCAAUCAUGAUGGAUCCAAAAUAACCCUUUGAAUGCCGCCAUAAGUUUUUAUUAGAAGAAGAUUCAGAGAGAUGCAUGGUAGUGAAUAAAUAGUGGAUAUUGAAUGGAUUAAAUGCAUGAAAUCAACUCAACUGCCUUACAAAUACAACCCCAUGGGUAUAGGCUUUCAAUACAUGUACCAAACUGGGCUGAAAAAUGAAACAUCUUUUGGAACCGCCCUUUGCAUUACAUAACUAAUCCUAUCUCUCUAAUUAUUGACGAGAAAUGUGUUGUGGACGUUCAAAUACAAGUUUAAAAAGUGGUAUAUCUUGGUUUCUGGGUUUCUAGAAGAUUUCUAGCAAUUCUGCCUUUAUUUUCAAAACUUGCUGAAUCUAUUAUAGAAGAAAAGCAAAAA